Molecule: messenger RNA, 2364 nt
Organism: Fundulus heteroclitus (mummichog)
Lineage: Eukaryota; Metazoa; Chordata; Actinopteri; Cyprinodontiformes; Fundulidae
Product: solute carrier family 22 member 13
Exons: 10
Coding region: 392-1987 (531 amino acids)
Biological process (GO): transmembrane transport
Cellular component (GO): membrane
Molecular function (GO): transmembrane transporter activity
Source: RefSeq, a predicted model, not a curated record
GGUGUGACGGUAACUGUUUCUCUGUCUUUACGUAGAUAAAAAUAUAACUAAAAGCAUACUUGUCUGUUUUAUGCGUCCGACAUUCAAGGUAAUAAGUAAGUGGGGGUCGCCUCACUGGGUAAAAAGAACUGGGCCCACCGAGGGUGUUUCACCGUAGACGGGACACGGUGAAACAAUAACACUUAUUUACUUUUUCAAUUGCAUGUAAGCUUGGCUGUGUAAUAUUUUAUUGUUACGAUGAGGCUUCGUUUAUGAGAGCAGACGAUUUGACAUUACCUUUUUGGCUUAUCGGAUUUGUGCUUGGUUAACUAUUAAUCAUGCAGAUUUUGUUGUAGCUUGAGUGUCUCUUUAGUUCCUUGAUGACUUGCUGCUAGACGAGCCGCUUUCUAAGAUGAGCACCUUCGGAGAGGUCCUGAAGGAGGUCGGGGAGUUUGGUUUGUUUCAGAAAACCUUACUCGUUGCGUUAUGCAUACCCAGCAUUUUCCCUGCGUUCGAUGUGAGCAGCCAGGUUUUCACGGGAAUGAGCUUUCCACAUCGCUGUAACACUGACUGGAUCUUGGAGAGAGCCCCAAACCUGACAAAGGAGCAGCAAAGAAAUCUCACCAUCCCGGUGGAUAAGGAUGGACGGUUUGAAAAGUGUAAAAUGUUCACCCCUGUGGAUCUGGAUUGGGAAACGAUUGAAGCGUAUGGCCUUAACAGCACAACAGGAUGCAUCAGUGGCUGGGACUAUGAGGUCCAACCGGGUGUUUCCAACAUCUUAACCGAGUUUAAUCUGGUUUGUGACAAAAGUGGUUUCAUUGAGGCAUCGCAGUCCAUUUACAUGGCAGGUGUUCUUGUCGGAUCACUGGCGUUUGGUGCGAUUUCUGACAGGUUUGGCAGAAGAUUUGGGAUCCUUCUGUCAGCUGGCAUCCUGUUAUUGUGCGCAGUCAGCACAGCGUUCUCACCAAACAUCUACGUUUACAUGAUUCUCAAGUUUUUAAGUGGAACUGGUGUCGUUAUCAUGAACACAUUUGUGAUGGUGGUGGAAUGGACGGAUCCUUCAAAAACUGCCCUCUGCACGAUGUCCAUCAUGAGCUUCUUUUCAGUCGGGCAGAUGAUUUUGUCUGGGAUUGCUUAUUUGACCACAAACUGGAGGAUCCUGCAACUGGUGCUCUUCAGCCCUUUUGUCAUCGUCCUGUUGACCAUGUUCUGUUUUCUCCCAGAGUCAGCCCGGUGGCUCAUGUCUCAGGGAAUGAGGAAGAAGGCUCAUAAAGAGCUCCAGAGGGCUGCAAAAAUUAACAAAAGGAGUGUACCAGGAGAUCUGCUAGAUAAGAUCAACGUGGAGACUUCUCCCAGCAGAAAAAACAUGACGGAUAUUUUCCGAAUAUCCUACUUAAGAACACGCACUCUAAUCCUGGCCCUUAAUUGGUUUGGUGCAACUUUUCUAUUUUAUGGUCUGAGCCUAAACAUCGGAAAUUUUGGCCUAAACAUCUACCUCACCCAGCUCAUCUUUGGCUUCAUUGAAAUUCCUGCCAACCUGGCCGGCCUGACUCUCAUUCAGCGCUUUGGAAGGAGAUUGUGUCAAGCAGGCUUCCUCUUCUUUGGUGGGGUCUCUUGUUUGGUGGCCAUUGCUGUCCCCAAAGAUCUUCCAGUGGUCGUGACUGUCAUAGCGAUGUUGGGAAAGUUUGCUGCUACAGCUGCCUGCAGUACAGUCCAUGUAUAUACAGCUGAAUUAUACCCUACAGAUUUAAGGCAUAGCGGUGUAGGCUUCAAUUGCAUGUGUGCUCGUGUGGCCGGCAUACUCUCACCACUGGUCAGGAUCUUGGAGAUGUACCAUUACAGCGUCCCCAUGGUGGUUUACGGCAUCAUCCCAAUGGCUGCUGGGGGUUUGUGCUUGCUGCUGCCUGAAACACUCAAUGUUGAAUUUCAGGAGGUCACUGUGAUCAAAAUCCCAGAGAAUGGACAACUGGAGGACCAAUGUUGCAAUAAAGGCACUGAGAAGAAAUGAUAAUUUAGUUUUUUGUUUUUUUUUCAUCCAUCUUCCCACAAGCUUGGACCAGUUUCCCUGUUCCUACUGUCAAAAACUUCUCCUCAGCAUGAUGCUGCCAUCCCCAUUCAUCACUCUUGGAAUAAUGCCUGCAGGGGGAUGUGUUGUGUUAAUUUUCCUCCUGUUAUGGGAUUAUUAUUCUGAAGUCACCAUGGCCUGACGCCAACUCGGACUUGAGACACGAGAACGCACACAAAGCGCUGCACUUUAACUCCUCGGCUCUGCUGAUCACCAAGGCCAAAUGCUCUGGGGUUCUUUGCAGAUAAUGAACGUCCGGGAUAUUACUGUCUCUGUCUCGUCUGAUGCCAAGGCCACUGUCGGGUAUUAGGGGAGCUGAG